Molecule: messenger RNA, 513 nt
Organism: Oppiella nova
Lineage: Eukaryota; Metazoa; Arthropoda; Arachnida; Sarcoptiformes; Oppiidae
Source: the annotation of a GenBank genome assembly
AUGGAUUGGUUGGUGCGGUAUGAGCUCAGCCCUCCCAUCCCGCACGAGAAACAGCAUCUCAAACAGAUUCUGACUGACAGACAAAAUGUGUAUGAGUGUUUGAUAUUUGCCGCACCCCUUGCCUGUGCCCCUCCGUCCCCCAAAAUCCCGAAUGAGACCCGAAGGACAGACACAUCCGGCGAUGCAUUCGUGAUCUUCGCGCUCGUCCUCAGGACAGGCGUUGGGCGGAGUGUCGACAUUACCGCAGUGGAUGUCACACGAAGACGGACAAAGCUUGUAGAUCUCAUCGGUCGGACAGCUCUCUGCUAUUCACAGAUAGUGGUCAACAGACUAGAGCUCAACAUAUUGUGGUCAGUAGUGGUGAUCACUUACAACAGCGAUGACUGGGAAUACACUUAUGUUCGUCGAUCGCAUUCUGUGGGACAUAUCAGUUGCGAGAAUGAGGGACAGGGGGUAUCAGUGGCCGACCCUUGGGUUCCGUUAGUUGUGCCAUUGAAUAUUCUUAAUAUUUAA